This is a messenger RNA of Symbiodinium necroappetens, 1878 nucleotides long. The record is from the annotation of a GenBank genome assembly. NCBI's taxonomy places the organism in Eukaryota, Dinophyceae, Suessiales, Symbiodiniaceae.
AUGGCAAUUGUGAAGCUGUUGGUCUUCGCAUCAUGCUGGCCAGUCCUGAUACAGGCUGAAGCCGUUGAGGACGUGAUGCCGGUGGGUGAUGACGUCGACGAUGAAUGCGCUUCCCCAGGAUGUGCGCUUCAAGCUUUGCAGGCGCGUGCCAAGACCGUUGUCAACCAGGCCACGGCGGACGCGACUUCUGACAAAUAUGCGAGCGUCCCGGGGGUCGGCGAUGAUGGCUGGGACGACUUCCUGCCUGAUCCGGAUGAUGUUGGUGACGAAGAGGACGACAGCCUUCCUGAUGAAGAAGGGCCUACUGGUCCUGGUCUGUGUGGCACCGAGACUUACGACCACUCAAAGGAAGGAUGCUGCGGCAGUGAGCUGUUCGACCUGACGACGCAGAGCUGCUGUGGCAAUGACAUCUUUGACAUCAAGGACGAGGAUUGCUGCAAUGAGACCACAGUCUACAACACCACCAAGCAAGGCUGCUGCAAUCACAAGCAUGUCUUCAAUCUCGGUGAAGAGUACCUCACCUUCGCGCUCAAGUGCAUUGCCCCUGCGAAGCCGCCAUGGAACACGCAGUUCGACUGCACCGAGGAGUGGCCCCCCAAGAGCUAUGCUGAGACCUGGAGCCGUUACUGUGCUGCGAAGAGGCGAGGAUAUCACAUGGCGUGGGCAAUGACCCGCUCCUGCGAGGUGGGCUGGCUCUCCGUCAUCCAACGGACGCAGGAAGAUGCGAAAAUGAAGAGUAAGUCGCAAUGCCAGUCGAGAUCUAACCAGUACAAGAAGGAGACCUGCUACAUCUUUGACUUCGACGGCAAGGCCUGCCAUCGUCAGCGCUGCGGCAACACGCUCUACGAUGCCACAAUGAUGGGCUGCUGCAACGGGGAGGUGUUCGACUCGCGGACUCACGACUGUUGUGCGGGCACCAUCUACGAAACCAAGACAACCGGAUGUUGCAACGGCAAGGUGUACCACAAAGAGCCGCGCAGGUGCUGCGGUGGGAAGCAUCUCUUCAACAGCAACACGCAUGGUUGCUGCUUGGAGAAGGGACCCCAAGUGUUCAAGUUUGGAAAGCAGAACUGCUGCGCUGCCCCCAGAGGCAUCUGCAAGAUUCCCACAGCGAACGCUAUCUCUUCCGAACGCAUCUUCCAAGCAGGUGCCCCGUCGGAGCCGCGGCGCAGGCUCGUUGCAGACUUGCUGCACGAGGGCUCCUCGUCCUGUGGCAAGUGUGCUGGCAAUCUGGUGCACGCAGCAGGCGUUCAGCUUGGCACGGCACCGGACCGUUUGAUGCCAGGGCUCCUACUGGUGGGCUCCCUUCUUUACGUGCUUUUCUUCGUGAGGCGUGCGGCCGGCGAUCCGCCAUGUGCGCUCGACCUCAGCUUCGGCUUUAGUGGCCCAGGUGAUUUGCAGCACCAGGACGCUCCCCCAGACCGCUGCGCUGGCCUGGGACAAAGCACUGGCGGACAGCUCGCCAGGAGCUGCCUGGGGUUGGUGGGUGCGCAGACGCUGAAAGACAUUCGCGCGGGCUUCCAAGCCCAGGCGGUGAGCAAGGAUGUGGAGCAUGAGCGCAAGCCGCUGGGAGUCACGAGCCCAUCGAACCUUGCGAUGAAAGCUGCCGAGAGGGAACUCACGCUGACGCCAGUCUCCCCGACAGCAACACCAAGGGCUGCAGUGACAGAAGCCAUGUUCACCUUCUCCGAACCACGGGGGAUGUGGUACAGCCUUCUUGUGAACGAUAUGUGCCCGCCGCCGCAAGAGGACCUCAACAAGGUGAUCUCCCACCGCUGGGCCUUCCAAGGCGCUCUGGAGCUCGCGGCGCAGGGCAAGAGCAUCUGCUACUUCAUUCUGUGCCUGCUGGAGAUCCAGAGGAACAUUCAGAUGGAUCAG